This is a messenger RNA of Phalacrocorax carbo (great cormorant), 8581 nucleotides long. The record is from RefSeq and is a predicted model, not a curated record. NCBI's taxonomy places the organism in Eukaryota, Metazoa, Chordata, Aves, Suliformes, Phalacrocoracidae.
GUACGACCGGCGGGGCCUAGGUCUCGUCUGGGCUCGGCUCACCCUGUCCUGUCCUUCCCCUCCGCCCACCUACCCGGGGUGCCGGCGGAUCGGCUCGGCUCGGCCCGGCCCGGCCCGGCCCGGCAGUGGCGGUCGCGGCGGGCCCCGGCGCCUCAGCCCUACCGCUGCCCGGGACGGCGGGACCGGGCAGGCCGGGCCGGGAAGGGAGCCCUAACCGGCCCCCGGAGUGCCCCGGCCCGAGCCGAGCCUGCCGCGGGACGAGCUGCCGCCACUGGGUACCCUACCUGGGAAGGACGGGGGGAAACGGCCUCCUCCGGGCUCAGUCAUGGGAAACAGCCGGAGUUUUCGAAAAUCUCGGUUGAUUCGACCGAUUCUGGCCCGCCGCCGGCUCCGGCAGCGCUGCCUGGAACGCCGUGGCAGCCCCAGCCCCGGGUUCCCCGCAGGAACCCGCCAAAGGUGUACGCGGCCAGCCAAGCAGCUGGUCUUGCUGGGCUUGUCUCAGGCAACGAGAUGCACUUUAAAAUUGGCUGGUAAAGCUAGAGGUUGGAGGUAGCAUCUAAACUCCUUCUGGGUGCCCCUCUAAAACACUUCAUGUUUCUCCACAUAAUUUUCCUGACAGAUGACCAGUUGGGGUUCCCUUUCUGCUGUUCAUGCUGAAUAGUUGCUUGGAGAGGUGGUGAAUGAGUGAAGAUACACUUGGUGAUGGUUCAAAUGUGGGAAUUGCCCCCAGUGUGGUUGCUGCUGAUGUUGCCCUGGGAAAAUGCCUUGAUAGGGAAUUAACACAAAUCAGUGAUGGGCUGUGGGACAAGCAAAGUGCUUCCCGAGCCCCCCAAAGAUGUUCAGCUAGACCUGGUUAAAAAAGUCGAACCUUACACAGGCCACAAUGACAUAUACAAGCAUUUCAUCAAAGAUGACUGUGGGACCCUCAUCAAAGCCAUUUCUCCCUCACCUCUGCGUCAUGUUAACCCAUAUCCUGGGAACCACCUGCCUGCCCAUGUGGACCAGCCCGAACCCCGCAAGAACAAAGUGGCUAAAUACCGUGCCAAGUUUGACCCCAGAGUGACGGCCAAGUAUGACAUUAAAGCCCUGAUUGGGAGAGGGAGUUUUAGUCGCGUUGUACGGGUGGAACACAAGGCUACAAAGCAGCCGUAUGCAAUCAAGAUGAUAGAGACCAAAUACCGGGAGGGGAGGGAAGUGUGCGAGUCGGAACUUAGUGUGCUAAGGCGGGUUCGGCACACCAAUAUCAUCCAGCUGAUUGAGGUGUUUGAGACCCAGGACCGUGUGUACAUGGUGAUGGAAUUGGCAACUGGAGGAGAGCUGUUUGAUCGGAUCAUCGCUAAAGGUUCCUUCACUGAGAGGGAUGCUACGCGUGUGCUGCAGAUGGUAUUAGACGGUGUGAAGUACUUGCAUACAUUGGGUAUCACACACCGGGACUUAAAACCAGAGAAUUUGCUCUACUACCAUCCAGGAACAGACUCCAAAAUCAUGAUUACGGACUUUGGACUGGCAAGUGCUCGGAAGAAGGGAGAUGACUGCCUGAUGAAAACCACCUGUGGGACCCCAGAGUACAUUGCUCCUGAGAUCCUGGUCAGGAAGCCAUACACGAACUCUGUGGACAUGUGGGCGCUGGGUGUGAUCUCGUACAUUCUCCUGAGUGGCACUAUGCCCUUCGAAGAUGACAACCGCACCCGCUUAUAUCGGCAGAUCCUGAAAGGAAAAUACAGUUACUCGGGCGAGCCCUGGCCCAGUGUGUCCAACCUGGCCAAGGAUUUCAUCGAUCGUCUACUCACAGUGGACCCCAGUGACAGGAUGACAGCCCUUCAGGCCCUGAAGCACCCGUGGGUGGUCAGCAUGGCAGCCUCUUCCUCCAUGAAGAACCUGCACCGUUCCAUCUCACAAAACCUUCUCAAGAGGGCAUCUUCCCGCUGCCAGAGCACCAAGUCCGCACAGUCCACCCGCUCCAGCCGCUCCACCAAAUCCAACAAAUCACGGCGGGUUCGGGAACGUGAGCUGCGAGAGCUCAAUCUGCGCUACCAGCAGCAGUACACUGGCUGAGCACUGGGCUGGGACCUGCCAGGCGUCUUUCCAGAUGUCCUCUCUGCAGUGUAGGUGUGCAGCACCCUUUGCUGCACACUCGCUCAGUGAGGAACAUCCAGGUUGCUCUCUCCCUCCCUCCCUCCAGGUGUCCCCCCCCAUCCAUGAGGACGUGUCCACCCGUGUGGAGGAAAGGGAAUCUCGUGGUGGCCAUCACACCCUGCGAGCUGUGCCAUGGGGUCUCACGCAGGAAACGGGGGAGCCCUUGUGGGCUCAGAGUACAGCUCAGAGCCUCAAGUAAUACACAAAUUAAGGAGCUACCUGGGGAGAAGAGCGCUUUCUGUAGCCCAGGAGCUUGGUUAUUCAUAGUUAUUUAUUAAUUCCAGAGCAUUAAGUUUCUCUCACUUGCAUAUGAAAAAGAAAUCACUUUAGAUGUAUGUACAUGCACGUAUGUGUAUGCACAUACAUGUGUGGGUGUGUAUAUGUAUUUAAAAAUUAUAUAUACACAAAAUUUGACCUGGUUUAGUCAGACUCUGUGGUGCCUUUGCAGUGAAGCUGGUAUGAGUCACAUGCAGUUAGAAGUAGGAUAGCUCUGACUCACUGGUGUGCUGCCCACCAGCUCCUCAUCCCUAUAUGGUGCUGAGGAGAUGCCAGACAGCAGUUUUCUGUAAUGGCUGGGAAGCUGUGAGGUUUUCCCCAAGGGCUGCCAUCCACUUGAUGACAUCAAGGGUUUACUCAAGCUGUGCGAGAGCUGCCGUGAAAAUUGGCAACCACGCUGACAUGCUGCAAACUUGGAGCUGUAGUCCGGUUCCUUUGAUCCAGACUGGGUGGGCGCUUCUGAUGGAGGGGUGGGAAGAGGAUCAUCAUGCUGCAGGAACUUCAUGAGAUGUCUUUGGCAAGGCAGGUUUUUGGGGGGUGCCUUGCUGCCCCCCUGGAAUUAUCCUUCUCCCAUUUGCAGCAAGAUCAGUGGCUACCUUGCAGGGUUUGUUUUUCUUGCUGUGAUGUGGCCCUGUCAUGUCUGUGACCUGUUAAACAUCUUGUGCCCUUGAGACUGGCGUUACCAACUGCAUCACUUCACCAAAACUUCGGUGGUUCCAGGUAUUGCUCCCUAGCUGCAGAUUUUAUGGGGUUCCCCUGGUGUGCAUGCCUGUCCUGCCCCAGUCCUGCUGUCCCUGCUCUGGGACAGUGAAGGGGUGGUGGGAGCUGUCAGGAUGGCCACAAAUGGCUCCAUAGCUGUCAGGGGAGGUCCAGUCCUGGAGUCUCAGCAGUGAUAAUGCUCUGCAGAUAUUGCACAAACACCUAAGAGCUGUUAGGUGUGACUUAAAUUCAGCAGGAAAAAGCUGCCUUUCAGGUUGCCUUGUGCUGGAUGGGUGAUGUGGGGGCCUCUUGUGAAGGACCUCUCAGGGGAGGUGGGGGCUGUAGGGCUGAGCUUUGUGCAAGCCUGCUGAGAUAUCUUCCCAACUAGCUAAAGCAGCAAAGCGGGGCUGAUGGCACAGUCUCAGGGUGGAUUUGGUCUCUUGUGAUAACAGAGGCAAGAUCUGUGGUAGAGCAGAAUGCUGGUUUUUUAAACUUUCUGUACAAAGCCAUACUGUUUGCUUCAUUCUGUGCAUUUGGGAAGUGUUUGCUUAGCUCUGGGCUGGAGCUGAAGGCUGUGUAAGCUCAAGGGGCUAGCGAGCAUGGCCUUUCCACCCAGGAUUGAUGUCUGUGUGGCUGUGUUUUAGUGUCAGCAAGGUUUUAAGUGGUUGGUUGCGUCUCCAGGGAGCUUUUAACUCUACUGGCUGCAGCCUCUCUUGGUCAGCAAACAGCAAAGCUUCCAUGGGAGAAGACUGAGCUUUCUGUGCUAAGGAAAAAAGGAACUUCUAGGGAUGUACUUGCCAUCCCAGAGUUGGGAUGGGCCAUAACCACUGUGAGCAUAGCUUGAUGUGCCCAAGCGUGCGGUGGGGAAUAUGCCAGAGGAAACCUGAGGACAGCCAGUAUGUGUAGCAGGAGUGAAUUCUAAGUCCUUUGCAUGGUAUUGCAUAUUAUUUUGAAAACUCUGGAUCCUUUGCAGGCUGCCCUGUCUCUGAGUGGCCAUUCUACCAUAUCACAUGCAGUCUUUCUUCCAUCAGCAUUAACAGAUACAGCAGAAUUACUAAAAAUUGGGGUUUUUUAGCGCUGUGGACUGCAAACCAAAAAUGUUUCUUCUGCUUCUGUUACCUUCUCACAUAGUCUUCCCUGGCUCAUGACCGUGAACUAUAAACUAGACGUGAUUUCUGACAAAAGAGGCAGCUUGCCACAUUUUGCUUCAUAAACAGUUCAGUGCCCCUCAUUCCUGCAAACAGCUCUUCAGAAGCAGCAUCCUCUCUAAAACAAGUAUAAACUGGAAAAUUGUUCUUCCCCUUAAGAGAUGGCAGGAUGCUCCUCUCAGAGGGCUUCUGGUUUUGAGCCAUCAAUCGUAAGAGUCUUCCAUGUGUUUGGAGCAUCACACCCAGGCACUGUGAUCUAUCUCCUGUCCCUCCUGGGUUCUUUCAUGGCCCUCCCCAGAUUGUCUUGCAUGUUUAUCCUUAAAAUAGGUAUUUUGUCUAUGCAAGGAGGUCAAACUGAUGAACUGAGCCAAAACCUGUAGAACCUGAGACCCUUUCCUUUAACCACUAGACCAUCAAAAUACACAGAUGUUGUGCAGAUGUAUGGCCACACGGUUCCUUCAUGCGUUCCCUUGUGAGGGAUAGACGAAGGUGGAGAGGUCAGAACAUUGAGCUCUGGUCUGAACACGUGUGUUUCUCCAAUUUCACAAAGCAGAACAAGAAUCUUCUCAACUGUGACAAUUUUUGCUUUAUUGCUCUUCUCAGCAAUUGGUUUUUCACCAGAAAAAGUUCAAAGUGGUGGUAUUCAUGGUGAGUUUUGGGGUGGAAUAUGUUUUGGGAAGCAAGAUGGUGCUAUAUAGGUACCUGACAGUGUCAGUUUUCUGUGAUGAUACUGUAUGACCAGGGAGGUGAAUUGGCGGAAGAGAGGAUCCUUCACAUACAUGAGCAAUACUGGAUAGCUGCAGCCUGCCUCGUUGUGGGAUGGAGAUGUGGUUCUCAGGUGUCCCGCUAGUGGGGAAUUUUGCACCAAAGAGGACCAAGUCCGCCCCCAAAGUCUUUGGCUUUUUGAGAAAAAGAGCUCUCAUUCUCUUUACAAACACAAUGUUUUCUUGUUUGCAUGGAAAAGUCAGUGUAAACAUGGGGAAAAUCUUUAUGGGCUUUCUUUCCAUCAUUUGAGUAUGGCCCAAUCCCUCUUCUUUUUCUGUAUCCAGUAUUUGCAGGAACCCAGACAAUAACUUGUGUGGGCAGAGGGGAGACUAGCAGAGCUCUGUCCAAGUGUCCCUUGGAGCCCUCAGUGAUCUUUCUGUUUUCACUCUGUCUGGAAAACUGCGAUGGUCCAAAUGCUAUGUUGCAAGGUCCAGCUCAAGAGUGAUUCCUGGGCUGCUUUUAUCCUUGCAGUUAUGGCACGUUUUCAGCUGGGUCUGGCAGGGAGGACAUGUGAAGUGCUGCAAUUUUGAGGAGUGGUUCAGGUGCCUUCAAUCUGUCCUCUAGGAAGCUCUUCACUGUGAAUUAUCUUGAUCAUCUGUUGUCAUUUAUAUUCCAUGUGAGCAUCUUGGCUCUCGGUGUGUCUAAGCCUCAGGAGUUUACACUCUUCAGGAGUGCCUUUUUUGGGGAUUUUAGAAGUUUAAAUCUCUCUGAAACAUCCUUUUUUUCUGUUUACUGUUUAAAUCUUUCUGUGGCUCUUAAUGGUGGUUCUUAAUUUGGCUCGCAGGGUUUUUUUGGAAGACUUCCUCUGGUACUGAAUUAGCCAGGAGAAUGCAAACCGGUAACAAAUCCAUGUUCCAGGCUGUUGCUGAGUUGCAGUCUUUAUAUUAGCUGGGAUGCAAAUCUCUGUAACAGAGUGCUUUUGUUUUCUGUACUUCUGUUCAUACAAUGCAAAUGAAGCUGGAAUGACACCUAGUGGCAAACUGUAGUGUGUCCUUGUCCAAGUAUAGCCCUCUUCUGCUUCCAUUACUGCUGUUCCUGGGUGAGAUGCUCCUACAAGGAAGAAUCUGGGUUUGGUGUGCUGAGUGAUGGUCCUGGAUCACACCUGCAGUCGUAGGUGUUCAACAGCUUUCUCAGUGUGGGACCAUUUUAUCCUAUACUGAUCCCAAAACCAGCAUUUUAGCCCACCUGGGGAUGAGCGUGAGUCCAUGUGCACCCACUGGAAGGGAUGAUCAAUGCUGGGAAAAGACCUGUGCAGUCAACCCACUAGUGUCUCAAGAUGAUGCUUACCAGCACCCUAUCUUGGGGAAACGUCUUAGGAGAUGCUAGGGGAAAGUGAAGCCUAAAGAUGCUGAGGCUGGCAGCAGUAGGUUUGGAACUUUCUCCCAUCAUGAGACACGAUGGAGCAGCUCGGUGUGUUGCUCUCCAGCGUAUUGUGUUUCAGGGAAAAGCAAUUUUAAGGACUAGAGGGAAUUAUUGUUGUUUGUCUUUUGGAACUUAGCAGUACUGUGUAAAAUAAGCUCAUUGUUUCGUCCUGUUUUGUCCUCUGGAGGAGAGAAUUAGGGCUUCAAAGAAUGUGGCCUAUUGAUUCCUCUUUUUUUUUUUUUGAGCGUUAUUGGUAAUGAAUGUGAAAAGGUCUUCCAGAAAUAACAUUAGGUGUUCUACAGACUUGUUAAGCUUUGCAUCCAGAUUUUUGAGUGGCAGUGUAUUUUUCUAUGCAUUUUGCUAAACAGCAAAUCAGUUGUCCAUGUUUGCUUUACCUCUCACCCUUCUCAACCUUCUAAAAACCAACAUGUCAACCCAGUGGCAGUAGAAAACCCCUUUCCUUUAGUCUCACUUUAACAGUGAGAUUGUGAUAGCAUCCAGAUGCUCCUGCCAGUUGCUGGAUUGCAUUGUUCUUGGAAGCAUACAAAUAUACGUGAGGGACAGCUUUAUAGCUUUGUGAUGAGAGUAAGCCCAGUCAAAAGGGCUCUGACCUGCUGGCUUCGGUAGUGAUGUGGAAACCAGCUGCCGUGUAGGGUCUGCAUUACGUAUUUGUUUUGGAAAUUAUAAACCCUCAAAAUCUUAACUUCUUCGGAAUUUGGAUAUUUUCUUCUUUUAGGUCAGAUAUUUUCUGCUCUGGUUGUUUACAUUCUUUCUUAUGCCCUGCUCCAUUUCUCAAUCCUGUUUUCUACCUGGGUGUGUGGCUGAAGUACUAAUAUAGUCGGCUUUUAUGUAACGCACAAACUGGAAUAGGAAUUGUGGUUAACUCAGCAACUGGGCAGCAACUCUGGCUUUGGCUCUGCAGGAGCCGUGGCAAGUCCUGGAGCAAGGUAAGAGCAUCUGUAUGGUGCCUUGCAGGUGGGAGAAGGCUCCCUUUGAGGACCCUGUGGUGCAGACUCAGCUUAAGAGAAUCUUGUACAACUGAGGACAACUAAUGCGUGGCUGUUACAGGCCUCUUAUUAGAUUGCACGGGACCAUAGUCUUAAGUGGCGAUACUAAAGAUUUGGAGGAUUCAAGGUACAGUUCAUUAAAAUACCAAUUGUUUGACUUAAUUUAGUUUUCUAAGUGAUGCGAAGCAACACAAAGAUUGGCUUUUGGAAGGGAUCACACCCUCUGGAGGAGUUGCAAACUGUUCUCUGGCAGCAGUGUGAGCCCUGGGAUUUGCAGGGAGGGUGGUUGUAUUCUGGCCUCUCAGCAGCUCGGCUUUGUCCUGGAAAAUAUCACAAAGUGCCUGUACUGCUUGGUGCCAGAUACCCAGCCACAGGUUGCCCACACACUCUUGGGAGGUUUUUGGUGCUUUUGCUGACCACUCAGUCUCCUCUUUUCAGCCUGGAUUAAAAAUGCAGCUCUUGGGUUCUGCCGAGGCAGGUGCCUGCAUGUCAGCUGUGCCUUACUGAGCAGUAAAUCUGCAAAAAAAAAAAAAAAAAAAAAAAAGAAGCUGCAGGGAUGUGCGGUGGCAACGGCGUCAUGGAGCUUGGUAUCUUCCAUCUUCUGUUUCCCUGUGGUGGAGGGAUCAUGGGAGGCAACAGGCUGCUGCCUGCCUGGUGACACUUUAUCCUUCUCCUGCUGUCUUCCCCUGCAUGGUGAUACUGUAGAUCCCUCGUGUGCGAUGGGCAAGCUACUUGCUGCUGUUGCAAAUAUUGUUGCACUGUGUUUGCUGAAUGUGGAAGAGAUCUGCGGCCCCAAAGAGGUAUGUUGGAAACGAGCAGCUCCUGUGAGCAUGCCCAGAUGCCUUGAGUUUUCCUGUGGCCUUUCACUGAAGACAGACACCUCCCGGGAAGCUCUCAGGACCGGAGGUCUUCCAGCACUUGCUGUUAUUUUUGGUCGCCAAAUUUCCGGUGCUGUCUUGGAAUGGUUUGGAAGUAAAUCCAGUUGCGUCCCGUUAGUCCCUUGACAGGGCUGUUUUGAGAAGGAUCCGGUUCUGUGACUUGCCUUUCGAGUCCUCUCUUUACACUAAGGACUGUCUUGUAGGAAGAGGUCUGAACCAUUGUAAUUAGUCUGUAACGUUAUGAUUAGAGUGUAAAGAAUUAUUUAUUUUGUGUACUCAGUCUGCUAAACAUGUAAAUGUAUUGUGUGUA